This is a messenger RNA of Aspergillus aculeatus ATCC 16872, 1854 nucleotides long. RefSeq lists its product as uncharacterized. Gene Ontology annotation, molecular function: transmembrane transporter activity. Gene Ontology annotation, biological process: transmembrane transport. Lineage: Eukaryota; Fungi; Ascomycota; Eurotiomycetes; Eurotiales; Aspergillaceae. The record is from RefSeq and is a predicted model, not a curated record. Gene Ontology annotation, cellular component: membrane. The coding region runs from base 1 to 1854 and encodes 617 amino acids. The transcript is spliced from 3 exons.
AUGACAGGAUCCAAUGGCCAAACCGUCUCAACCAUCGACAAACGAGACUUCGACUCUCACCGUCCUCUGUUAGAUGGGUUCGAUGCCGGCGGUGACGCGGAGGAGCACGGAGCUAUCCGCUCACGACCAGUAUCAAGACUCGCCGCGGCCAACGACGAGGACGGGCUGCUAAACGAUGUGGUCGAAGAGAUCCUCGAACGCGAUCGCAAGAAGAUGGCCAGAGAAGUCGUCCGAAUUGGCAGCUUCGCCUGGGGAGUGAUUACCUGUCUGGGAGCUGGGAGCAUCACAGCCUUUUCUCUCUAUGGUCCCCUUCUGCUGACCCGCCUUCAUUACACCCAGCUUCGGGUCAACGCGGUCUCGAUCGCCGCGGAGGUCUCGAUGUACCUCCCAGUUCCCCUGUUUGGGUACCUCUGCGACCGAUACUCUCCGUCUCCUCUGGCUUUGCUCUCGGGGAUCGUGUUCGGGGCCGGCUACCUGCUAGCUGCCUUUGCCUACCGGAGCGGACCGCCGCCCGAUGCCGGUGGCCAAGGCUGGCCUUUCUGGGUGAUGAUUGUGGCUUUCAUCGCCAUUGGCACCGCCACCAGCUGCAUGUAUCUGGCUGCCGUGACGACAUGCGCGAAGAACUUCGGCCGCGGCAAGCACAAGGGGAUCAUGCUGGCCGUUCCGAUUGCCGGGUUUGGACUUAGUGGCAUGUGGCAGAGUCAGGUGGGAACAUACUUGCUCUAUGAACGCAAUGAGGAUGGUAGCCGUGGCGAUGUCGAUGUGUACAGGUAUUUUGUCUUCCUCGCUCUGCUGUUGCUUUGCAUCGGCGUCGUCGGUACGUUCGCCCUGAAGAUCGUGGAGGAAGAUGAAGAGAAAUUCAUCGAUGACGCGGUGGAGGAACUCGAGAGGAGCGGGCUCCUCGAAGAAAGUGAGUUCUUCCGAUCGAGAGAUGAGGUCCGAUCGGCGUACGGGACAUUCUCACAGGCAGACGAUGUGGGCGACUCGGACGAGGAACGCACACUUGCACGGUCGGAAGAGGAGCUGGAAGCAGCAAGACUGGACAAGCAGAGGGAAGAGGAGGAACGCAGAAAGAAGAAUUGGCUUUUGAACUACGAGACCAAGGUUUUUCUUGCAGACCGGUCCAUGUGGUGGCUUGCAGUGGGCUUCUUCUUGGUUACUGGACCUGGCGAGGCCUACAUCAACAACCUGGGCACAAUUGUACAAACCCUAACCCCCAUCUCCACCCUCCCCAAUGCCCCGUCCCCCGCGGGCCUCCCCUCCACGCACGUCACCACCGUCGCCUUGACCUCGACGAUCGCCCGACUGCUCACCGGCUCACUCUCCGACUUUUUCGCCCCGCACGCCCGUCACCUGUUGCCCGGAGGCAAUCCGGACAUCAAUCGGCCGGCGUCCCCAACGGACCCCCGCAACCGAGUCACCUUCACCCGCCUUGUGUUUCUUCUCCCCUCCGCGUUCCUCCUCUCCCUGGGCUACCUCCUCCUCGCCUCCCCGCUGCCUCUCGACUACCCGGCCCUCACCCACAUCACGACCGCCCUGGUCGGCCUCGGCUACGGCAGCGCCUUCUCCCUCGUGCCCAUCAUCAUCUCCGUGGUCUGGGGCGUGGAGAACUUCGGCACGAACUGGGGCAUCGUCGCGAUGGUCCCUGCCGCCGGCGCCGCGGCCUGGGGCCUGAUCUACUCGCGCGGCUACCAGGACGCCACGGACGGCGGGAGCGGCACGGCCGACGGCCAGUGUCAUGGCUGGUCGUGCUACGGGUUCUGGGCGGUGGGAUGCACCGUGAGCGUCUGGGUGGCCAUCGGAGCCUGGUUGGUGGCCUGGCGGCAUUGGCGGAGACGGGGGGUUGUAGUUUGA